AUGAGUACAUCGCCUGACCAGACUCUGGUCACGCAUCCACUCCAUGUGGCCAAAAAGGGGGCGCUGAUGGGCGCUGGUUCUGCUAUCCCUGGUCUCAUUGUCGGCGCUACCUACGGCACCCUCCGCACCCAAACCCCCGUCCUCUUCUCCCUUGUCUCGGGCGCUCAGUGGUUCGCCAUCGGCACGACCUUCUUCAGUAUCCGGACCUCUAUCCUCAACUCUACCGGCCUGCGAAACUGGUGGAAUCUCACUCGCGGUGCACCCCUACUCCCCCUUCCUGAUCAUGGCCCCUCCCACUCAGACCGCAUCCGCGCAUCCACCAUCUCCGGCGCAGCCACUGGCUUUACGUUGGGCUUCCUUUUCCGUGGGCCACGGAACGUUAUCCCCGGUACCAUUAUGUUUUCCUUGUUUGGAUUCGGAGGACAGCACGCGUAUGAGUGGCUGGACGUUCGGAAAUCGGGAAAAGCUAGGGAGGAGAGAGAGAUGAAGGAGAAGGGCGAAGUGAAAGAGACAUUUAUGCAGCGGUUAGGGAAGAGCAAGUGGAGCCCUAUGCGAACGCUAAGUGAUGAAGAAUAUGAGGGGAUGAUGAGGGAGAGGAUUUUGAAAGUGGACGUAGAGAUAGCGCUUCUCAAAGACAGGAUCGAAGCGGUGAAGAAAGAGAAAGAGAUCGAGGACAAGACAAGGGUCGAGGCUCCGUUAGAGUCGCACGAGAAGAGAUAA
Didymosphaeria variabile is the source of this 720-nucleotide messenger RNA. RefSeq lists its product as uncharacterized. NCBI's taxonomy places the organism in Eukaryota, Fungi, Ascomycota, Dothideomycetes, Pleosporales, Didymosphaeriaceae. The record is from RefSeq and is a predicted model, not a curated record. The transcript is spliced from 2 exons. The coding region runs from base 1 to 720 and encodes 239 amino acids.